Molecule: messenger RNA, 5134 nt
Organism: Crotalus tigris (Tiger rattlesnake)
Lineage: Eukaryota; Metazoa; Chordata; Lepidosauria; Squamata; Viperidae
Product: protein TANC2-like
Exons: 9
Coding region: 3428-4945 (505 amino acids)
Biological process (GO): regulation of dendritic spine morphogenesis
Cellular component (GO): dendritic spine
Source: RefSeq, a predicted model, not a curated record
CCUCCCCUAUGUGAUAGUCUACCUUACUGAUUGCGUUAAUCCCUACAAUGUCAAGAGAUCAACUGUAAAAUUUGGACUGUGUUGUCAAUGAAUUGAAUACUUGCUAUAAUAUUUGAAUGAAUCAACUGUUAUGCUAUUAUUAUAUAUAACUAUUUAGUUAAAUUAGAUUUAUAGUGGUAUAUGAGCAUUUGAAAGUGAUAAAUACUCUAGCCUGUUAAUUAUUGUUUAUUAAAGCACUAGUUUUAGAAAUUUGAUAUUGUGUUAGUAAUAGAAAGUAUUAAUGAUUAUAAUACUAGAAGGAUAACAAAUCUUACAGGAGUGGUGAAAGAAAAGAUAAAGAUUGUAUAUAAGUGGGAGGGCUGGUGGAUGUUACUCUGAAAAAUGACAAGCAUCCCCAACUUAACAAGAGUUGGGAUUGGAAGAAAGCAGAUAAUUCAAACAGCCUCAGCAGAUCUAAGCCCAACAGGGCAAAGCUCAAUAGAAGAAAUGAUGCCAAGGGAAAGAGCAGGCUCACUUAAAGAUCUACAAUCAAUGUUACAAUCUAUGUAAGAGGUCAUGUUGAGAAACCAUGAAGACUUGAAAAAAGAGAUAGGCAAAAUAAGGAAUGACACCGGAGAACUUAAAGAGAAGAUGGGAGCAAUGGAUGGGAAAUUUGAAUGCUUCCAACAACAAAUACUGAAAAAUGAGCAAAAACUAUUAAAAAUGGAAGAUAGAAUAAAUAAGGAGGAAAGUAGAUGAAAUGAAUGAAAGACUCUUACAAGCAAAUAAAGAAUUGGAAAAAACUGUCAUUUUGCUAGAGACAGAAAAAGCAGAUCACUAUCUACAUUUUCAGAACGUGAAGGAAGAGAAAGGGGAGGAUCUCCCAGAAAUGAUAACUGAACUGUUAGCGAGAGCCUUAGGAAUCGAGAAAGAAGACAUGGCAAAUGAGAUAGAUGAAAUAUAUAGAAUACACACAAAUUAUGCAAGAAGAAACAACUUAUCCAAGGAAGUGCAUAUCUAAUUUGUCAAGAAUUCAGUUAGAGAUGAGAUCUUGCACAGAGAUGUUCCAAUAGAAUAUAAAGGAAAACAACUAACAGUUCUUAAUCAGGUCUCCAGGAGAAUAAGAGAUCUUAGAAGACUUUAUCAACAUAUCACAUCAAAACUAAUAAGACGGAAUAUUAAUUUUAGGUGGUUGAUGCUGGAAGGGAUCCUGGUGACUUGGCAAGAAAAAAAGGCACAGGCUGGAUAUGAUAAAUAAAGCAGAAGAAUUCUCUCAGCAAUAUCUAAGUAAUGAAGAUGAAUUAGAAGAAAGAGAACUAAGAGAAGAAGAGAUUACAGAGAGAUAUAGUAGAAAGGCACGAGAAAUACAAAGCAAAGAACCGGAAACUAGGAGAAAAGAACAAAUGAAUGAUGGCAACAAUGAUGAAAGUAGACAUAAAGAAUUUAAAGAAGAUAGGCCGACGAGAACAACCAGAUCAAAAUAUAGGCAGUAAUGUGGAAGAACUAACAGUAUUAUCAUUAAAUGUAAAUGGCUUAAAUUCCCCAGCCAAAAGAAAUAAAAUUUUGAAUAGGCUCAGUAAGAAAAAAUUAGAUAUAAUAAUUUUAAAAGAAACUCACAUCAAGAAUCAGCACCAAGACCUAUUAAACCACCCCAAGCUAGGAAUUAAAUUUGUAUCUCUCUCUCACAGCAGAAAAAAGGAAGAAUAGUGAUAUAUGUCAAGGUAAUUACAUAUAAAAACAUUCUUGAUGAGACUGGAGAAUUGAAAACAAGAGGGGAACUAUUAGAAGAUGGCAUAGAGUUGGAAUGGUGGGCAUACUUGCAAAUACAGUCACGAUAUAGAAAAGAUAAAAAAAAAAAACCUGGGAUUAAACUAGAAUAUACAGAACUAGACAAAAUUCUGCUAGGAACUGAAGACAAAAUGAUAAAAAAGAUUUACCAAUAUUUAUUAGAACAAAGUAUGCCAGCAGAACAGGUAAAAGAUACAAUGUUAACUUGGAAUAAAAACUUCGGCUAUAAUAUCGAGUUAGAUUAUUGGCAACUACUAUGGGACAGGAAUAGGAGAUUAACAUUAGCUACUACUUACAAAGAAAAUUUAUACAAGAUGUUUUAUAGGUGGCACCUCUCCCCUACAAGGCUAGCAAAAAUAGGCAAAAAAUCUUCACCAUUAUGUUGAAAAUGUAAGAAAAUACCAGGGACUUACUAUCAUAUGUGAUGGGAAUGCUCAGAAGCUCGAAAACUUUGGCACUUGAUAAAAAAUUGGUUAGAAGAGAUACUAUCAUUAAAAACUGAAAUAAAAACCAGAACUCUUUUUAUUAGGGAUCACUAUGGAUAAAUUUAUAUUUAAUUCUGCACAUUUUAACUGCAGCAAGAUUAACAUAUGCUCAAAAUUGGAAAAGAAAAAAAACGCCCCCUGAAGAAGAAAUACUGAACAAAAUUCUAUCCUGUGCGGAAAUGGACAGACUGACAUUAGAACUCAAAUAUAAAACAGAAACAGAGUACUUUGAAAUUUGGAAUAAAGUGUAUAAUUGGUUGGAUUUAAAGAGGUAUGCUGGGACAAAGGCUGAUGAUUAAGUAGAUAACUAGAAAUUCUUAUUUUAAUAUUUGUUAUAUCAGAUAGAACUAAAAGUUAUUUAACUAGGAUGUACUUUAUUAAAAGAAUGUGCACUGUGUAACAAUGUAAUAACUUAAUGUAAGGUAAUAUUAAUAGUAUUGUUUAAACAGGGAAGUUGUAUCAUGUCCAAUGUGUCUUUUUUGUCUUUAAUUGUAUUAUGUUUAAUGUGUCUUUUGUGUUUUUUAAUUGUAUAUUCAAUAAAAUUUUGUAAAAAGAAAUUAGAUUUUCUAGGUCCCACUGGAUCUCAGGGAAGAUUCCAUUAUCUACAUCUGAGGAAAAUGAGCAGUAAAAAAUAGUGUGUGUGUGAGUGCACACAUGCAUGUGUGUGUGUAUACCAAUUUGCAUAAUCAGUGCAAAGAAAAUAUGGAUAUGCAAAAUGCACCUUUUAUGUGUUCUAGCACAUACUUACAACCAAAGCUCACUGAACAUAAUAAAUGUGGAUAAUUCUUUGUUUUGAGAAAUUGUGAGAGACAUCUGCGGUAUUUUAAAUUUGUUACUGUAGAUCAUAUCUUUUCUAUAAAAUAGAUAGCUCUUCCUUUAGGCAUAAAAAUAAAAAUAAAAAGUAGAACUGAUCUUGGCUUGAUACUGUUAACUGAUUUUUUAUGCUGUUAUUAUACAUUCACAUUCAUUUAUACCCAUAUCCUCUCUUUCUAUUUUUCUCUUAAGCUCCAUUAAGGAAAGCCAAAUUUGUUGAGAGCCCUCGAAUUCCAGAAUCUGAGCUUGGCUCACCAGCACUCAAUUCAACACCAAAACUGGAUCUUGAUGCCUACUGUCCUGGUGAAACUGAACAGGAACUGGGACCUCCUCCCUCUGUAGAUGAGGCAGCAAACACACUCAUGACUCGUCUGGGCUUCCUCCUGGGAGAAAAAGUCACUGAGCUACAGGCAGGGAAUCAGUAUAACAUGGAAGAGCAGGAAGACAAUCAGACUUCAGCAGUGUCCCAGCGAAUAAGUCCCUGUUCCACAUUGACCAGCAGUACUGCUUCACCACCUGCCAGUAGCCCUUGUUCCACUCUCCCUCAAACUAGCGCUAAGGAUGUUAUAGCAAAGGACUGCAAUUACGGAGCUGUCACAAGUCCUACAUCUACUCUUGAAAGCAGGGAUAGUGGCAUCAUAGCAACAUUGACAAGUUAUUCUGAAAAUGUGGAUCGUGCUAAGUACGGAGGGGAAAGCAGCAAGGAAUUAGGAUCUGGAGGAAACCUGAAGCCUUGGCAAUCUCAAAAAUCCAGUAUAGAUUCCUGUUUAUAUAGAGUGGAUGAAAACAUGACAGCUUCUACGUACAGUUUGAAUAAGAUCCCUGACCGGAAUCUAGAGACUGUUUUAUCCCAGUCAGUACAAUCCAUUCCACUUUAUCUCAUGCCACGGCCCAAUUCUGUAGCAGCCACCAGCUCAGCCCACUUGGAAGAUCUAGCUUACUUAGAUGAACAGAGGCAUGCUCCUCUGCGAACAUCUCUCAGGAUGCCUCGUCAGAGUAUGGCUGGUACUCGCACACAACAGGAUCUAAGAGUUCGUUUUGCGCCUUAUAGACCUCCUGACAUCUCUUUGAAACCACUGCUUUUUGAGGUACCUAGCAUCACCACAGAGUCCGUGUUUGUUGGCCGGGAUUGGGUGUUCCAGGAGAUUGAUAUGCAUUUACAGAGUACUGAUGCCAAUGUGAACAGAGGUGUGGUGAUAGUUGGAAAUAUUGGCUUUGGCAAGACAGCAAUCAUUUCUAGACUGGUUGCACUGAGCUGUCAUGGCACACGUAUGAGGCAGAUUGCUUCGGACAGCCCCCAUGCAUCCCCAAAACAUGUUGAUGCAAAUCGAGAACUUCCCCUUACCCAGCAACCCUCUGCUCACCCCUCUAUUACCAGUGGGAGUUGCCCUGGAACUCCAGAAAUGCGCAGACGCCAAGAAGAAGCUAUGCGAAGACUUGCUGCUCAGGUUGUUGCAUAUCAUUAUUGCCAAGCUGAUAAUGCCUACACCUGUCUGGUGCCAGAAUUUGUACACAAUGUAGCAGCCUUGCUCUGCCGUUCUCCCCAGUUUGUUGCGUACAGAGAGCAACUGUUGCGUGAACCACAUCUGCAAAGCAUGCUUAGCUUGCGAUCCUGUGUUCAAGAUCCUCUUGCAUCUUUUCGGAGGGGAGUCCUAGAACCCUUGGAAAGCCUUCAUAAAGAACGGAAGAUCCCAAAUGAAGAUUUCAUCAUAUUGAUUGAUGGCUUAAAUGAAGCAGAAUUUCACAAACCAGACUAUGGGGAUACGAUUGUAUCGUUUCUCAGCAAAACCAUUGGAAAGUUUCCAUCCUGGCUGAAGCUAAUUGUAACAGUUAGAACCAGUCUACAGGUAUAUAUAAGCUAUGCCAUAUAUGAUCAUUAAUGUGAUGAGUAUCUAUUUGUGGAGGGGGAGAAUUUAUGCCCAUUUUCAUGGUAAGUAUGUGCCUGGGUCAGGAGGUAUGUAAAAUAUAAAAAUAACAUUAUGAUCCUUUAUGUAAAUUAUGUAUAUGGGUCAAUAUAAAAGAGAAAAAAGUGACAUUGCCAUAGGUGUAUAUUACAGGCCAUCCAACAA